CACGAACUCACGAAUGCGUUGGCCGCUGGGAGAAGGAGCAGUUCCGCUCUCUCGUUUGGGUGGACGACGAGGAAGAGGAGGCCAACGCCCACAGCAACAGGCGACCAGCCCGCGAAGACGUGGCACCAGGAUAGGUGCUCCUGUCCUGAGCUUCAAAUCCGCACCCCGCGGCCAAGCUGUUACUUGCGCUGCGGCCUUAGCAUGAGGUGGCCGCUGGCGAUCUCGACUCGCCGCCGCCCCCUCCUCCUUUUCAUCCUUCUCGUCGUCCUCUACACGAUUCCUGGGACAUUUUCAUCGAGGCAAGUCACACUCGAUACUGUUGAGAUAUUUUCUACUCAUGAAUGGUUUGGCAAACCAACAGUCGUUUUCGGGUGCAAUGGAGAGAAUAAAACAGAUUUGCCAGAUGUGAGGGAGGUGCACACGCUAUAUACCUUUAAGGGUGAAGAAUCAUGGCAGCCCUUAACAGAGCUUCCAGAAAAGAAAUGCAAGCGAUGUGGUUUGUAUGAGGAGGACACAAUUACACCUGAUGAUGUCUUUGAUGAAUGGGAGAUGUGUUCGAGUGAUUUCAAGGGUGGGAAAUACACCCGGUUUAAGGAAGGCCAGUUCAAUGCAACAUUCCUAUGUCCAAACUGCACUGCCUCAACUGGACAUGGAAACCGUGAACCUAGUGAAGAUUUGGAAACUAAGAAGACAUCUGUUGUGGUCAUCAUAAUAGUUAGUGUUCUUGCAUCAGUCCUUCUCACCAUUGCCUUGUUCGGGGGCUACAAGUACUGGCAGAAGAAGAAGCGGGAGCAAGACCAGGCGCGAUUCCUCAAACUCUUUGAAGAGGGAGAUGACCUUGAAGAUGAACUGGGCCUUACCAAUGAACUCUAAAACAGUGCUACAGUCUUACUUCCUAUGUUUUCAGAUGUAGUUUCCACGUAUGAUGUAUAGGAUGUUUGGUUUUCACUGAUUUUAUUGUGUAUAGCAUCCAGUAGUUUAUAGAGAAAUGAUUCCAACAAAACUAUGAUUCGGUUGAAUAUCUGCACGGACCGUUCGGUCGUGCAGGGCUUUGCCUACGAGACUUGUGGCAGGCUUAGUGCGAUUCCGGACUGUUCGGCGUAAGGUGCCGGACGGGCCGUUGGAGGACGGUUCGGCCGUGUCCAGAGCCGAUGUACCAUACAGUGAGGAUGGUGAUAUCAUUUUCCCCGGAUAUGAGUUUAUCGA
Zea mays is the source of this 1206-nucleotide messenger RNA. RefSeq lists its product as uncharacterized. The transcript has 4 exons. The coding region runs from base 202 to 873 and encodes 223 amino acids. The record is from RefSeq and is marked predicted. NCBI's taxonomy places the organism in Eukaryota, Viridiplantae, Streptophyta, Magnoliopsida, Poales, Poaceae.